Molecule: messenger RNA, 2951 nt
Organism: Chara braunii
Lineage: Eukaryota; Viridiplantae; Streptophyta; Charophyceae; Charales; Characeae
Source: the annotation of a GenBank genome assembly
UCUCGACGAACACAAACGCUUGCCUAGACGCAGAGAAGCGUGGUAGUAGAGACAGAAGUCCACCAACGAGUGUGGUAUCACGAGAGGCUGCGCGAAAGAAGAACGAUUGACAGCCGAAGGACGGGAAACGGAGUAGCCGGCGGAGGAGGAGGGCGAAGCGGAGAGGAGCGGCGAUGGCUCGAUCACUCUUUCCGGUGGUGGCCGCCAUGGCGGCCGUGGUUGUCGUUUCGCUUCUGAGCGCGGCCGUCCCUGCGAGCGCCAAGCCGCCGAAGGUGACGAUCGAAUCGGUCACGUUCAUGGGCUCCGGCUGCAACUGGCAGAAUACCAACUACGUCUUGUCCAACGACUACUCGACGGUCACUUUCAUCUUCGGCGAUAUGAUUGCCACCACGGACGGAGGGCUGGCCAACAGGAGGAAGAACUGCCAGGCGUCGCUCGGGUUGAAGUACCCCAAGGGCUGGAGUCUGUCGCUGGGAAGCGUGACUGGCCGCGGCUACGGCAAGCUCGAUAAGGGCGUGGAGGGCACCUAUCAGACGAGCUACUACUUCUCGGGACAGACGGGGACCGCGUACGCCAAGCGCACUCUCAACGGGCAACUGGAGCUCAACUACGAGUACACCGACGUCUUCGGCCUGCUCGUGUGGAGCCAGUGCAACAACGUGCCCAACCUGAACAUCAACUCCGAGGUGAGAGUCGACGGCCCGGCGGGUCGCAACGGCAUCAUGACGCUGGAUUCCACGGACAAGAAGUUCAAGCUCAUCUACCGCCUCAACUGGAAGACGUGCUGAUGAUGAGAGGCUGAUCUGCAUCGAGCGAAUUACAACCUCUCUGUCAAGACGUCCUCGGGGACGGCAGUUUAAAUAGAUAGGCGCAGAUGCGGGUGUGGAGUUUUGUCUACGGCUCUAGAUAGGGAUAGCUAUGGCGGAGGAGAUGUACAGCCAUCGUUACGCUGUUGCCGCCCUCCCUGAGCUUGUAGGUAGGGCUUCCCAGCGGCUGUGCAGUGUCCGCACAUCAUCAAGAUGAUGUAUCGUGUCUUCUAGCUAGUCUCUUGUUUGAGAAUUGCUCCAGGGACUCACCUGAUUCAGAAGAGAUUGAACAUGCCAAUACUUCAUUUUAUUAGUUGGGCAAGACAACGCUCCAUCUUUCCUCGUUAUUGCUGCAAUGCGUGAAUCAAGUUGAAAUCUCAUUCCUCAGUUCUGCACUUAUCGUACGCCACUCUUCUCUCUCUCUCUCUCUCUCUCUCUCUCUCUCUCUCUCUCUCUCUCUCUCUCUCUCUCUCUCUAGGUAAUGACAUAUAUAUAUAUAUAUAUAUAUAGAUAGAUAGAUAGAUAGAUAGAUAUAUGUAGAAAUAUCCAUCUCCCUUGGUCCCUCUCUCUCUCUCUCUCUCUCUCUCUCUCUCUCUCUCUCUCUCUCCAUCGUAUUAUGUUUAUGUUCGUAUCGUCAAUAUGUUCUGAAGAAUCAGUCAAACGUAGUUCUCUUGAUUCAGAUGUCUUCAAAAAAAUACAUGCUCAUGUGCUGUGUCGGCUCCCUUAUUACGUUGCCACGUUGGUCAAUCUGUGUAUGCGCUGUGCAGAUGUCAAUCCUUGCACCCCUCAGCAGGUCCUGUUACUUGAUACCCCACUGCUUUCACCUUUCUCUACUGACUGCAGUCCCUGAAAACGCCUCCACUGUUGUCAACUCAGCUGAUGUCCGGCCACCUGAUACAACUUAACCCUUGUGUGUAGACCCACCUUAGCAGACGGCACAUCCCCAGUUUUUUCAUCCCAACUGGAUUUAACUGAUAAUAUGUUUGCCAACUGUUACAUUUGUGUGGCAGUCAGCAACAUGCACUUGUAAUCGGCUUCAUAUUAGGUUGGUAAAAGUACUUAGAUUUUUCCACCAGAACACAUAAGAUUUUUCCACCAGAACACCAAGUACCUUAACGCUUGACUACACUGCGGUUUUAUUUGUUGGCAGUUGCCAAUGCUUGAUGCACCCACCGCUCAACAAGGAACCUCUGCAGCUCAGCUCAUUCCUGGCGGAGUGCACCCCGAGCCUAAAACCGGGCAAACAGAUGUCAAUCCUUGCACCCCUCAGCAGGUCCUGUUACUUGAUACCCCACUGCUUUCACCUUUCUCUACUGACUGCAGUCCCUGAAAACGCCUCCACUGUUGUCAACUCAGCUGAUGUCCGGCCACCUGAUACAACUUAACCCUUGUGUGUAGACCCACCUUAGCAGACGGCACAUCCCCAGUUUUUUCAUCCCAACUGGAUUUAACUGAUAAUAUGUUUGCCAACUGUUACAUUUGUGUGGCAGUCAGCAACAUGCACUUGUAAUCGGCUUCAUAUUAGGUUGGUAAAAGUACUUAGAUUUUUCCACCAGAACACAUAAGAUUUUUCCACCAGAACACCAAGUACCUUAACGCUUGACUACACUGCGGUUUUAUUUGUUGGCAGUUGCCAAUGCUUGAUGCACCCACCGCUCAACAAGGAACCUCUGCAGCUCAGCUCAUUCCUGGCGGAGUGCACCCCGAGCCUAAAACCGGGCAAACAGGUAUGAUCUCUUUCGCCGUCCAGUUGAAAAACAAGCAACGAAGCUGCCAACGACUGCUUAGUUAAGUCAGUUAGUUAGGCUCACCCGACGGAGUGCCGAAGGAUUGGUACUGCUCAACUAUGCCACGUGUUCUGAUCUAUCAAAGAGAAAACUAUGCCGCAGUCAGGGUUCGAGUUCGAAAAUGCACUUGUUGAGGCAAAAGGGCCUGGAAUGGUGAAUGUAUACAACCUAGGUUUCCGGUCCGGUGGGGUUACGUGGGGGUGUGUUCUGUUUGCGGGAUUGCCUGAGGUGCAUUUUCAAACUGUUUUUUACCCUUUGAUUAAAUUGAAAGCCCAUUCGAACUUGACCGCGAGAGGACAAUGGGGACACUUGUAAAAAAUGGGGACCCUUUUCCGAGUAACAAAUGUGAAGGCCACUG